GUGGCGCGGCUGGCCCGCGGCCGCGCCGCGCAGCUCCGCCAGUUCGGCGGCGGACACCUCUGCCUCCGGAGCGUCUUCGCGCAGCAUCCGCGCCCGCACACGCUCCCGCUCCGCACGCGCACGCAAAGCCACUUCGCGCGAGGCGCUCGCCGGGCUACAUCGAGACGACCCAACCGCUGCGGCCGCAGGCCGGCGGCGCAGGCGAAUGGCCGCUUCUUCCCAUGCUGCCUGACAAGGCCGGACGGGCCGCCGCGCGCGCCCUCCAUCUCCAGCAGCGUCACCGACAUGGACGUGCCCAUCUACGCGCGCGAGACCACCACCGCCCUACGACCGUGUACCAAAGGAAGUGAAUAUUCUAUUGAUCGUUUAAAGCAAGAGUAUCAAACUGGUGGCCCAAUGUGUAUUUUUGCCCCCGGCAACGACACAGUCGUAUAUCCACCAUAA
Gryllus bimaculatus (two-spotted cricket) is the source of this 444-nucleotide messenger RNA. The record is from the annotation of a GenBank genome assembly. Lineage: Eukaryota; Metazoa; Arthropoda; Insecta; Orthoptera; Gryllidae.